Molecule: messenger RNA, 600 nt
Organism: Thamnophis sirtalis
Lineage: Eukaryota; Metazoa; Chordata; Lepidosauria; Squamata; Natricidae
Gene: SRP9
Product: signal recognition particle 9
Biological process (GO): SRP-dependent cotranslational protein targeting to membrane; negative regulation of translational elongation
Cellular component (GO): signal recognition particle, endoplasmic reticulum targeting
Molecular function (GO): 7S RNA binding
Source: RefSeq, a predicted model, not a curated record
AAGCGCCAUCUUACUUCUUGUUCAGAGUGCUGAGCUGUACGUUCCCGGUCCGAGUGAGAGGGACCCAGCUAUGCCGCUUUAUCAGACCUGGGAAGAGUUCACUCGCGCAGCGGAGAAACUCUACUUGUCCGACCCUAUGAAGGUCCGAGUUGUACUCAAGUACCGACAUUGUGAUGGGAAUCUGUGUAUUAAAGUAACAGAUGAUGUUGUUUGUCUACUCUAUAGGACAGAUCAGGCUCAAGAUGUAAAGAAAAUUGAGAAAUUCCACAGUCAAUUAAUGCGACUGAUGGUAGCCAAAGAAUCCCGCAGUGUUGCCAUGGAAACAGACUGAAUAUGUGGAAAUAAAAUGAAUGUUCCAGUCACGUAUCGCGGGAGGAAUGUAUCUAUUGGAUUUGGGCAUAUUUGGAAUGGACACACGAUGGCAUCAAGUGGACUAUUAAAAUUGAGUUUUGUAAGGAUUUGGGGGCUCCACUUCAGAGUGGCUUGGUAGACUAUAUGCUUUCAUUGAAAGCUUCUAUUUAUUUUUCUUUCAAUUUGAGUGAGGAAAUAUAUAUAUGUUCUUUUCUGGAAUUCUUAAAGGUUAAAGUAUACUCAGCCAGA